ACAUAUCGAAGCAAAGAAAGGAGGGUGGAACGAAGGGAGGGAAGAAGGAAGGGAAAAAGAAAGAACCUUACCCCACCCCACGAUGGCGGCCACCAUAGACAGCAAUGCCGUGCAGGCAUCCAAGAAAAAGCAUCUCGGUAUCCCCGAAGCAGUGUUCGUGGAGGAUGUCGACUCGUUCAUGAAGCUGCCUGGCAAUGAGAAGGCGGACUCUGCUCUGAGGAAGCUGGAUGAGCAGUACCAAAAGUACAAAUACAUGGAAGUCAACCUGUCGCAAAAGAAGCUCAGGUUGAGAAACCAGAUCCCACAGAUCAGACAGACGCUAGAAAUCCUGCGACACAUGCAAAAAAAGAAGGAGACCACAGAGCCCAUGGAGACGCGCUUUAUGUUGGCCGACAACGUUUACUGCAAGGCUUCGGUACCGCCCACUGACAAAGUGUGCUUAUGGCUCGGAGCAAACGUCAUGUUGGAGUACGACAUCGAUGACGCUCAGGCCCUGCUGGAGAAGAAUCUGUGCACGGCCUCUCGCAAUUUAGAGACCCUGGAGGAGGACCUAGAUUUCUUGCGAGACCAGUUCACCACCACCGAAGUCAACAUGGCGCGAGUCUACAACUGGGAUGUGAAAAGGAGGAGCAGAGAGAGCCUUCUCAAAUCAGCAGACAAGUCUUAAGAUUAGAUGAAGCCCGCCCCACCCCACCGCCAAUGAUUUUUCUCUCCAAUCAAUAUGCGAGACGGAUCGAGGGCCAAGUCUAUUUUCAGGUCCAAAUGAACAAACGAGACUUUUUCAGUUGAUUACUGGAGGGAACGCAGAUGCCGAAAACAUGCAUGGUGACUCUCAUCGUGUGCUUCUGCUCCUUCUGCACUUAUUUUUGUGCUUUUUCUUUGGGACUCUAUUUAUUUGUCUGUCAUUAGGACACAAAGAACAGCAGUGGGCCAUCGGACAGAACUGAAGUUUGUCACUUGGAAUCUUUCAGCACGUGACGUAUUAUUUCCCCAAAGUCAAAAAUUGGGCUGGGUGGGGGGGAGGCCAACUGGACACUCGAUGCAGAAUGUAUUCACCACAUUUCUCGUAUCCCGAAACAAGACGAGCAGAAGUGCAUGGAAGAGAGGCAGUGUCCCGAGAUUGGGAUGGGAGUCUAAAACAAUGUCAGCAGGUCAAAUAAAAGAUUUUGAACAUGA
Hippocampus comes (tiger tail seahorse) is the source of this 1176-nucleotide messenger RNA. RefSeq names its product von Hippel-Lindau binding protein 1 (gene vbp1). The coding region runs from base 83 to 667 and encodes 194 amino acids. Gene Ontology annotation, cellular component: prefoldin complex; cytoplasm. NCBI's taxonomy places the organism in Eukaryota, Metazoa, Chordata, Actinopteri, Syngnathiformes, Syngnathidae. Gene Ontology annotation, molecular function: tubulin binding. The transcript is spliced from 6 exons. The record is from RefSeq and is a predicted model, not a curated record. Gene Ontology annotation, biological process: tubulin complex assembly; protein folding; microtubule-based process.